AUGGAAAAACCCAGAGUGGUGUUUUCUAGCAAUAAGAGUAAAUUAGUUAGUAAGCUGUUGGCUAAGGCUCAGUCCUUAUUUAGUAAAGCAUUCUUUAGAGGUUGGAAUAACUAUUUGGACAAGGCUUGGAGCAUAUUUCUCAGUUUUUGUAAAAUUACUAAGCAAAAGGCUCUACCUUCCUCUGUGGAUAUACUUGUCUCCUGUCUUAUAUGGCUAGACUUGACUCAUGCUUUUGUGAAGUGCACAGAUAUCUUAGCUGCAGUGUUAAAGGAACAUUUAAAUGCUCAAUUCCCAGACCCUUCAAAGGCAUACAAAAACUGUUCUCUCUUUCUUUCUAGACAAGGCAAGCAGUUAACUGUAGGUGCGAUUGGAGUGAUUGUUAAAAGGCUUGCCAAACAUUCAGGUCUAGAAGGCUGCUAUACAGCACAUAGCAUUAGGAUAGGGGGAGCAAUAGCAGCUAUGGAAGCUGGUCUUUCCCUCACCCAGAUAAGAGCAAUUGGCGGUUGGGAUAGUAAGGCAGUCAUGCUUUAUGAUUGA
Cetraspora pellucida is the source of this 537-nucleotide messenger RNA. The record is from the annotation of a GenBank genome assembly. Lineage: Eukaryota; Fungi; Glomeromycota; Glomeromycetes; Diversisporales; Gigasporaceae.